Messenger RNA from Arthroderma uncinatum, 369 nucleotides. RefSeq lists its product as uncharacterized. The transcript has 2 exons. NCBI's taxonomy places the organism in Eukaryota, Fungi, Ascomycota, Eurotiomycetes, Onygenales, Arthrodermataceae. The coding region runs from base 1 to 369 and encodes 122 amino acids. The record is from RefSeq and is a predicted model, not a curated record. Gene Ontology annotation, biological process: 2-oxoglutarate metabolic process.
AUGCAGGCCACCACCGUUCUCCGCCAAGCUGCUGCAGCACGACAGCCUCUGAUCAAGUUCAUGGGAAAACGCUCCAUCCCAGCAACCAUUGACCACACUCCUCAACCGCAUCCCGCCUCGCCAACCCACCAGCUCCCCGACUCCUUCGUCACCUACCGUGCCAAAGCCCAGCAGCACGGCCCGCUCAACACCACCUACCGCCCAUUCUCCAGCAUCGGAGCAUCCCCAGGCGCUGCUCUGGGCCCCGUGGCCGCUCGUCAGGGCGAGUACUUUGACCGCAACGACCUGCCCGCCAGAUUCAGACGCUCUCCCUGGUCCCAGGCCGAGAUCGAUGCCAUCGAGACCGGCGGGGCAAGCAUGUUCGCUUGA